Astrephomene gubernaculifera is the source of this 2206-nucleotide messenger RNA. The record is from the annotation of a GenBank genome assembly. NCBI's taxonomy places the organism in Eukaryota, Viridiplantae, Chlorophyta, Chlorophyceae, Chlamydomonadales, Astrephomenaceae.
CGGCAUGCGGCGUGAGGCCCAGCGGGUCCUGGAUGCAGUCCUUCGUGGAUCGCUGCGAGGAGCUGCUGGGGGAGAUGAGUCCGCGGGAGCUGGCGGGGCUGCCGGUGUCGCUGGCUCGUCUGGGCGCCCAUCCGGGUCGCUCCUGGCUGGGGACCUACCUGGAUGUGUUGCAGGAGCGUGAGGCCGAGUUCAGCCAAGCGGAGGUAUCGGAGGCCGUCCGCGCAGUUGCCUCCCUGGACCGACCCUUCCUGCUUGCAUGGCGCCAGGCAGCCAUGCUGAGGCGGCAGGAGCAGGAGCGGGAGAGGCAGCAGCAGCAGCAGCAGGCACGCGCUGCUGCGGCUGCGGCAGCAGCUGCUGAAGGAACGGAGGCGGCUCAUGCAGGAAAGCACCAGCAGCAGCACCACCAGCAGCAGCUUGAGCGAGAGGAGGAGCAGCAGGAGGAGCCGCAGCAGCGGUCCCCUGCAGCAGCAGAUGCGCUGGCGUCCGUUGAUGAGAUGCUGUCCCUGCCGUACGACAACUACGCAGUGUUCGAGUCAGGAGGAGAUGUCGUACAAUCGGAGGAGGCGGGUGAUGUCGUACCGGUCCUUCCGCCCAUGCACCCCAAGCAGUUGAGCAUGGAAGAGUCCGCACAAAAGACUCCCGACCAGCCGGGUUCGGGCGACCAGGGCAGCAGCGACCAACGCAACAGCAGCAGCCUGCCACCCCUGCAGCCAUCGCCCUCCGCUGUUGCUGCCGUAAGGCCCAUUGAGCUGGAGGUGGAUUCGCCCUCGGACGAGGAAGAGGAAGAGUUGCGGAAGGCUGGCAGCCAUAACAGCAGCCCCGAGGGAGCCUCCAAGGCUUCGGCAGCGCCGGAGUCCGUGACGUCAGCACUGUCAUCGUCGUCGUCAUCAGCUCCCGCAAGCAGUCGUCAACUGCCCGGGAGCUACAGCAUCGACGGGUACUACAGCCCGACAUCGUACGACGAGUACGGAUACCUGUACGGCGAUGAAGAUGAGGCAGAAGAAGAGGAGCAGGCGGAGGCGGAGGUGGAGGCCGUGGUGUCACCCGUAGUAGAAGAAGAGGAGGAGGAGCAGCAGCAGGUGGAGGAAUCUGCUGACAAGGAGGAGGACGCCCAAGCGGAGCCCAACACAGUAGAAGCAGAAGCGCAAGCGGAGGUUGAGGUAGGGCAGCAGGAAGAGGAUGAGGGCAGCAGAGAGGAGGAAGAAGGGGAGGGCGGAAACAACGUGGACGUCACGCACCAGCAGCAGCAGCAGCAAGGGGCCGAACGUCAGCCGCUGCUGAGUGCGGAGGAGCUAGCGCGGGCGCGAGCUCUGCGGUCGCUGCUGCUAGAGCGUUACGAGGCGGUCGAGGAGGCUGUGCGGGAACACCAACAGUUGCAAGCGCUGCAGAAGCUGCAGCAGGAGCAGCAGCAGAAGCAGAAGCGCAGACGCUGGUUCGCGGGACCGUCACCGUCGAAGGAGAAGGAGCAGGAGAAGGAGGAGGAGGCGGUGGCGGUGGCGGAGGCGAAGCUCAGGGCGGCAAGGGAGCAGCUGCAGAGGCUGCAGUCGGAUUUUGCGAACUUCAAGCGACGUGCCCAGACGGAGCGGGAGCAAGCCACCGCUCGCGCCAAGGCCGACGUGUUAAAGCCGCUGCUGGGAAUUGCGGAUAACUUUGCGCGUGCCGCGACCCAGAUCAAACCCAAGAGCGGGGGCGAGCGCGCCGUACACGAGGCGUACCAGGCCAUCAACGCCCAGCUCACGCAGCUGCUGAGGGAGCAAGGCCUGGAGGAGGUCGGCGAGGAGGGCGAGAUGUUUGACCCAAACCUGCACGAGGCUGUAAUGCGCGAGGACAGGGACGACGUGGAGGACGGCACGGUGACUUGCGUCUUCCAGAAAGGAUAUCGGAUUGGCGAGCUGCUUAUUAGGCCGGCGCUUGUGAAGGUUGCGUAUCGCUAGGGGACUACGACUUUUGCUGACGAAUGCUAACAUCGCUGCCUUUUGUGUUGCAGUUGAGUUUGUGUUUAGUUGCUGGAGUAGGGAUUGUUGGCAUUUCCAUAGUGCAUUUUCUACUAAGCCCAAGGUGCGCUGAGAUGCGGCUUAGUGCUUGGCGCCAUGCAUGACAAAUUGUACGGAAGAAUUGUAAGGACUGCUUCCGCGACGAUAUAAAAAUCGCUUUGUUUCUUUACUUUCCAUCUACCUAGUGAUUCUUCUAUAUACUUAUCUUAAAG